Molecule: messenger RNA, 783 nt
Organism: Parasteatoda tepidariorum (common house spider)
Lineage: Eukaryota; Metazoa; Arthropoda; Arachnida; Araneae; Theridiidae
Product: gamma-glutamyl hydrolase
Source: RefSeq, a predicted model, not a curated record
UUAUCAAUGCAUAUGCAUUGAUAAGACAAAAUCGAAAGGUCAUCAGUCAGUGUUUCUCUUAAGAAAAUGGCAUCAGUCAUCUUAUUUUUCGUUCUGUGUUUUUCAUCCUGGGCACAUACUCAGGAAGUAAUUAAUGAUCGGCCGAUUAUUGAUGAAUGAUAAGGGUGAUUAUUUCCCAGUGUGGGGAACAUGCCUUGGAUUUGAACUCCUGACUUUAUUGGUGGCCAAGAAAGAUUUAAGGAAAGCUUGCCUCGCUCAAGACCUUCCAACCAAUCUCACUUUUACAACAGGAUUUAAGGAAAGUCGAAUGUUUAGAGAACUCGACAGAAAAUUAGAAAAUUCAAUGAAGAAUCGAGACGUCGUCAUUCAUUACCAUCAAUGGUGCUUCACCACUCAGAAUUUUUCAACGUCUGGACUGGACAAGUAUUUCAAAAUCCUUGCACUGAAUCAAGAUUCCAAAAAUAUGACCUUCGUAUCCAUUAUAGAAGCCCUCCACUACCCUUACUUCGGUGUGUCCUUCCACCCAGAGAAAGUUGUGUUCGAGUGGCCAAUGACCAAGACCCACAAAAGGAUUCCUCACUCCCCGGAGGCCAUACAAGUUUCACAAUAUUUUGGAAACUUCUUCGUCAAUGAAGCUCGAAGAAGUAAUCACAGUUUCCCCAGCAAAGAGAUGGAAGAUUCUGUCCUCAUUUACAACUACAACCCCGUCUUCACAGGAAAGAGUCGCAAUAAUCCGACUGUACAAAAAUACUUCUUUCAGUAAAUAAAUAUUUCUCAGACUGA